GAAAUUUCUCCUCUUGAUCAUCUCUGAGAUUCUCAAGAAAUGGAUUCUUCUAGGACGAUUGACGGCCGGAGAAGAUUUCUUACCUACCCAAAUGGCCCCAAAGUUGUUUGGACCAAGCUCCAAGUGCCUUUGGGGGUGGAGCUGGACACUGACCACUGGGCUGGAUAUUUCCAACCGCUACUUCACGCCGAAGGCCACAAAAGCACAGUAUGGGCCAAAGUGCAGGGAAGUACUGAUCUCGUCAUUCUAGCAACAUUAUGGCACACUACCUCAGAACUAAGGGAUUUUAUGGCGUCCCCUUCAGCCCAGCUUUAUACGGAGAGUCUUGCCAGUAUAGGAAUAAUACCCCUUGUCUCUUAUGAGACUAUCCCCAAAGGUACAAUAUGGUUUCGCGCAUUACCUCGAUCAUUCACCCAAUUAUUUUGGGUCUACUUUCCAGCACCUAUGACACAAGCCCAACAGGCCCAGAUUACUAGCCUAAAGGGGAUGCUCCCGCCUGCCCUCGGAUUUAGUAUGCCGCGAAAUCUGUCAGUGCAAACACAUAUUCCUGCUCAAUCAUGGGCUACUCAGAUAGAAGAUUUGCAUGGACAAAAAGCCCAAUUAGUGCUGUGGCUGCAUUUAUGGCGGGAUGCAAGGAAGGCCGAAUGGAGGCAUUUAUCGAAGGGCAACGAAACUUCAAUGGAGGAAUUUAUUGAGGACUUGGAAAAAGUUGGCGCCAUAGAAUGGAAAGAAGAUUUCUAUGAAUUUAAGACACUGCUUCGUCUUUAAAUCCUGUUGGUCGUCUUAUUUCUUUUCUCUUACUUUGUCUGAAAUUGUAUGUCCAAAAUUAUGUAUAUAGAGCAUUCUCUAUUUACAUAGCGGAAGUUGUUUUGUUUAUCUUUCUAAGCUAGUGUAAAUACCUAUAGGACUAAAUAGUCUAACCUAGAAAGAAAGAAGAUGCCUGUGUCAUGG
This is a messenger RNA of Paecilomyces variotii, 951 nucleotides long. RefSeq lists its product as hypothetical. The transcript is spliced from 2 exons. Bases 40 to 768 code for a protein of 242 amino acids. The record is from RefSeq and is a predicted model, not a curated record. NCBI's taxonomy places the organism in Eukaryota, Fungi, Ascomycota, Eurotiomycetes, Eurotiales, Thermoascaceae.